This is a messenger RNA of Callorhinus ursinus (northern fur seal), 1698 nucleotides long. It is a transcript of the gene TOMM40, whose product is annotated as translocase of outer mitochondrial membrane 40. The record is from RefSeq and is a predicted model, not a curated record. Gene Ontology annotation, biological process: protein import into mitochondrial matrix. Gene Ontology annotation, molecular function: transmembrane protein transporter activity. Gene Ontology annotation, cellular component: mitochondrial outer membrane. Lineage: Eukaryota; Metazoa; Chordata; Mammalia; Carnivora; Otariidae.
GUGGCAGCGGCGGCAGCGGGUUCGGUUGCGCGUGGCGCACGGGGUGGGAGCGGAGCCCAGGCCGGGUGCGGGCGCUGCCGCCAGCGACCAUGGGGAACGUCUUGGCCGCUAGCUCGCCGCCUGCCGGGCCGCCGCCGCCUCCCGCGCCCGCCCUCGUGGGACUGCCGCCGCCUCCGCCCUCGCCUCCCGGCUUCACGCUGCCGCCGCUCGGGGGCGGUCUGGGCGCUGGGGCUGGCGCGGGUCGAGGUUCGGAACGGACCCCCGGUGCUGCGGGCGGCAGCGCCGCAGGGACCGCGGAUGAUGGGGCCUGCGGCUGCCUGCCCAACCCCGGCACGUUCGAGGAGUGUCACCGGAAGUGCAAGGAGCUAUUUCCCAUUCAGAUGGAAGGUGUCAAGCUCACAGUCAACAAAGGGUUGAGUAACCAUUUCCAGGUAAACCACACAGUAGCCCUCAGCACAAUUGGGGAGUCCAACUACCACUUCGGGGUCACUUACGUGGGAACAAAGCAGCUGAGUCCCACAGAGGCAUUCCCCGUGCUGGUGGGUGACAUGGACAACAGUGGCAGCCUCAAUGCUCAGGUCAUUCACCAGCUGGGCCCUGGCCUCCGGUCCAAGAUGGCCAUCCAGACCCAGCAGUCCAAGUUCGUGAACUGGCAGGUGGAUGGGGAGUACCGGGGCUCUGACUUCACAGCAGCCGUCACCCUGGGGAACCCAGACGUCCUGGUGGGUUCAGGAAUCCUGGUGGCCCACUACCUCCAGAGCAUCACGCCGUGUCUGGCCCUGGGUGGGGAGCUUGUCUACCACCGGCGGCCUGGGGAGGAAGGCACUGUCAUGUCUCUAGCUGGGAAGUACACAUUGAACAACUGGUUGGCGACAGUAACGUUGGGCCAGGCAGGCAUGCAUGCCACCUACUAUCACAAAGCCAGCGACCAGCUGCAGGUGGGUGUGGAGUUCGAGGCCAGCACGAGGAUGCAGGACACCAGCGUCUCCUUCGGGUACCAGCUGGACCUGCCCAAGGCCAACCUCCUCUUCAAAGGCUCCGUGGACAGCAACUGGAUCGUGGGCGCCACGCUGGAGAAGAAGCUCCCGCCUCUGCCCCUGACGUUGGCCCUUGGGGCCUUCCUGAAUCACCGAAAGAACAAGUUCCAGUGCGGCUUUGGCCUCACCAUCGGCUGAGCCCCUCCUGGCCCCCGCCUUCCACCCUUCCUCCUACAGAUCCCCCCUCCCCCUCCCCCUGCCACGGAGGGGAGACCUGAGCCCUCCUCCCCCUCCCUUCCCUCCCUCCUCGGGGGUCAGGGGGGCAGUGGAAAGGAGGGGACCCAUCACCCUAGCAGCUGAGGGGGGGAUUCUGGAACUCGCGCGCUUCAGGAUUCGGAGCACUAGGGACAGGGUGCCUACUGGGCCUGGAGUCACAGGAGGGAUUCCGGAAUCAAGGGGCACGCCAGGUUCUGAGCACCAGGGGCAGAGGCGGCCAGACAACCUCAGGGAGGUGUUGGGGUAUCCGAGUCCCCCCAAAGGGCCCUGGGCCCGGCCCUGAGGGGCAGGAAGAAGAGGAGCUUCCCCAUCCCCGGUCAGUCUGCCCCCGCCCACUUUCCCACCCAUCCCUCAGUAUAAAUCAUGUUUAUAAGUUAUGGAAGAACCGGGACAUUUUACAGAAAAAAAAAAAAAACAACAAAAAAUAUACGUGAACAAAAGUGAA